Loxodonta africana (African savanna elephant) is the source of this 1682-nucleotide messenger RNA. It is a transcript of the gene TTC36, whose product is annotated as tetratricopeptide repeat domain 36. Gene Ontology annotation, biological process: cilium assembly. Gene Ontology annotation, molecular function: protein binding. The record is from RefSeq and is a predicted model, not a curated record. The transcript is spliced from 4 exons. Lineage: Eukaryota; Metazoa; Chordata; Mammalia; Proboscidea; Elephantidae. The coding region runs from base 780 to 1682 and encodes 300 amino acids.
AUAGUUGUAAAAAAAAAAAAAAGGAGUUUUUAAACAUGUUUAUUUUCUAUGCACUUUUUUUUAUUUAAGUGAUAGUUUAAUUAAUAAACAUGUCAAGUUUAUUGCUGCAGAUGGUUGAGCUUUCUUUUGGCCACUGCUGGGGUGGAAAACAGGGAGAGGGGUGGCCUGGGACCUGACUGCAAAGUACCUUCCACAGUCCUUUAAGGUGGAAUCAGUAAAUCAUUUCCUUUAUCCUCCCUCAGGCUCUACUCUGCUCUGGCUCGCUUAACUAUAUUUUCUCCCUUUACUCCUUAGUAUUUUUUUUUUUUUUUAAUGGAUGUUCAGGACCUAAUUGAUUCUGGACAUGAGAAAGGGGUCGGGAGGACAAAAGAAUAGUUCCCUUACCAUCUAUAUAGCCUCCUUUAUCCAACAGAGGUCAAGCAGUGGCUUCUAACAAUUUUCACCCCAUCUGUGAGUGUAAUAAAAGCAUUGCAGGGAAAAGCUGGAGAGUGGCUUCUCUUUGCUCCACCUUAAGGCCAAAAGUAGAUUUGUUUACUGGGAUAAGGUGGGGGUUGUAGUUGAGAAAGAAACAUUUGUAAAUAUCCUGGCAGAAUCAGGGCCACUAACCCCAGGCUGAAGGGGUUGAGCUUACCCUACAGCCAAGAGAUGGAAGACACUCCUUUUUGGGGGACGGUCAUCAAACGGAACCUCCCUCUCUAUCAGGUGCAGGAGGCUCAGUCCCAAACUCCUUCCUUUCCUCUUACUCUAAGCCACCGUUUUGGUUUUUGGAGUUCAGCACCAUGGGGACUCCAAAUGAUCAGGCAGUGUUGCAGGCCAUCUUCAACCCUGACGCCCCAUUUGGAGACGUUGCUGGGUUGGACCUGGGAGAGGAAGCAGAGAAGGAAGCAGAUGAAGACGGAAUUUUCUCUGGAGAACAGCUGACGCAGUCCAAGGCCCUGGAGCUCCAGGGGGUGAUGGCAGCAGAGGCUGGGGACCUCAAUACAGCCCUGGAAAGGUUUGGCCAAGCCAUCUGCCUGCUGCCUGAGAGGGCCUCUCCCUACAACAACCGAGCCCAGGCCCGGCGACUACAGGGAGACGUGGCAGGCGCCCUGGAGGACCUGGAGCGCGCGCUGGCGCUGAGCGGAGGCCGGGGCCGCGCUGCCCGCCAGAGCUUCGUGCAGCGCGGGCUCCUGGCGCGGCUGCAGGGCCGCGACGACGACGCCCGCAGGGACUUGGAGCGUGCGGCGCGGCUGGGCAGCCCCUUCGCGCGGCGACAGCUGGUGCUGCUCAACCCCUAUGCCGCGCUCUGCAACCGCAUGCUGGCCGACGUGAUGGGGCGGCUGCGCGGCACCCGCGACGGCCGACUCUGCCUGUCCUUGCGUCUGGCGCCGGCGCGCGCCUCGCAGGUGGAAAGCCUGCACGUGCCCAGGCCCGGCCGGGGCGCGGGGGGCGAGCGAGCUUCGUCCGCAUGCCCUGGGGGCGGGGCGCAUCGGGCCCGCGGGUCGGGCAUCGACUGGCCGUGCCUGGCGCAGCCCGAGCCCCCGCAGCAGACUGCGGGGCCCGUCAGACCUGAGCAGUUGCUCGGGCUGCGCUCGGGGAGCGAGCCAGGUGAGCCGCUCCGGGCUCCUGGGGGCGGGGCUGGGCCACAGCUGCUGCGGGGACCCUUGUCCCCGCUCCCCUCCUCUUCGACACAAGCUCACUAG